UGGGGGGGAGGAGGGAGGAUGCAGGAAUGUUGCUGUGUGUGGGACUGGUAUGAGUUGGGGCCUGUCCACACAGUGAGAGUGGCCUCCGCUGGCUCCUGGAGGGCUCCUGGGGGUGCUGUCCCAUCCCUUGGCCUUGCUGGAGACACGAGUGGGGUGUUGCAUCUCUCUCUCAAUGCAGAAGCCAUGAGGAUUAACCAGAACACUGUGCUGCAAGGACAGAGGGUGACCCUGGUGCCAUACACAUCUGCACAUGUGCCCCGGUACCAUGAGUGGAUGCAGUCGGAGGAGCUGCAGCGCCUCACCGCCUCGGAACCACUCAGCCUGGAGCAGGAGUAUGAGAUGCAGCGCAGCUGGCGGGACGACCCAGACAAGUGCACCUUCAUCGUGCUGGACACGCAGCGGCGGUCGGGGCAGGCACAGGAGGAUGAGGACUGCAUGGUGGGGGAUGUCAACCUCUUCCUCACCAACACUGAGGAUCCGACUUUGGGCGAGAUUGAAAUUAUGAUCGCAGAGCCCAGCUACCGAGGCAGAGGGUUUGGCAAGGAGGCAACUCUGAUGAUGAUGUCCUAUGGAGUGAGAAACCUGGGGAUCACCAAAUUUGAGGCUAAGAUUGGUCUGGAAAACGAAGCCAGUAUCUGCAUGUUCAAAAAGCUUCAUUUUAAGGAGGUUGCUGUGAACAGUGUUUUCCAAGAGGUGACACUGAGGCUGGAUGUCAGUGACCAGGAGAGACGGUGGCUCCUGGAACAGACAAAUCACGUGGAAGAGAAGAGCUACGUUGAACUGAAGCUGCCAGCUGGGGUGCCAGAGACCUGACAGACACAUCCAGGCACGGGCCUGGUUUCCAGGGAGGAGCUGGAUGCUGCUGCGAGGUCUGGCUGUGGAGGACACCAAUGAGCCAACGCUGCACUUAACUGUUCUCAUCUGUCUCCUUUGGGUACUUUGUCAUCAUGUCAACUUCGCACCUUGUUGCAUCAGCCAGGAAUACUGCCUGAAAUUUGGACCUGGAGAGCGGCCACUAAUUCACAGGCUUGACCAGGAAUGACUGUAACCUUAACAUGCUGUUCCAGCAGAGCCUAAAAUCACCAGCAAUUAAUUGAUUCCUAGUGUGACCAGUUUCUGGACGAGCAGCACCCACUGUUCUUUCUUCCACUGCCCAUAGAGCAGGAUUCAUCAGCUGGACAGAGGCAGUCUCAGUGUGCUGGUAGCUCAGCCUGUCUUCUCUUGAAUAAAAACACUGACAAAAUUCGGAGGUUUUCCCAGAGCUGUCUGGGAGCAGUGUGGCUCGGCUGCUCGCUUUGGCUGCUGAAAGGGUGGUUAGGAGUUGUAAAGCACAGCAGGGAGUCUUUGAACCCUAUUUUCUGGGGUGUGGUGGGCUGCAGGGUCCUGGAGCGAGCAGCUCAGGUGUGGGUCAGCACAACCAAAGGGCAAGUGAUGAAAAUUAUUGAUAUCAGCCAACUGAGAGUAGAGCAGAGCCUCACCACGGAGGCUGUGUCACGGGGGAACUGGCAGCUGCUGAGACAAAACCCCACGCGGAGUUUCGGGACCGUGCUUUGGCCCGUUGCUGCCUGUUAACGAGCGCGGAGCUGGAAACCUCAGGCCAUCAGUGAAAGGGAUAUUGCACCUUGUUUGACCAGGCUGCUUUUAUGAAAGCAAGGAGGAGGAGAACACAACUGAGAGGAGAUACAGCAGCGAUCCCUGUCUUGGAGGAGCUCAGGACUUGCUCUGCUGAGCCUGGAGGCUGCUUUCGCCGCUCUUCGGUAGGAUGAACGCGGAGGGGGAUAGAAAUCUUCCUGGGGACAGAUAUAUUGAGGGGAGGAGUUGGCCAGCCCGCUUCCACCGUGGUGUUGAUGAGAUCUAUCGCUGAAGAAGAGGGACUUGCCUGACUCCCACUGGACAGAGCGUUCAAUGCAGUUGUUCAGCCUGACCUCUCCUGCCCCAGGCAGCGUGCUCUCCACAGCGGGGCAGCUCGCUGAGAGGAGAGGACAGAAGGUAAGGAGGAUAACUGACGCUCCUGCAUGUUUUCCCACCACAAUAGCAGCUGUAACAGCAGCUAAUUCUAGACCAGAAAUUAUUUGUUCCAAUUGCAAAGUGUCAGGUAAUAGCUUUCAGCUUUGCCCAGGGGGGUUUUUAUUGGAGACUGGUAGGCUGUGGAAUUUUUAGUGUUGCUGUGCCCGUAUUUUUAGGGCCUGGGGGUUUUAGUUUUCCAAUUUUAGUUCAUUUAAAUGCAUUCUUCCUGUGACUAAUAUUAAAGCCAAGUGUGGGAA
This is a messenger RNA of Calidris pugnax (ruff), 2264 nucleotides long. It is a transcript of the gene NAT9, whose product is annotated as N-acetyltransferase 9 (GCN5-related, putative). Gene Ontology annotation, molecular function: N-acetyltransferase activity. Bases 19 to 813 code for a protein of 264 amino acids. The record is from RefSeq and is a predicted model, not a curated record. Gene Ontology annotation, biological process: protein acetylation. NCBI's taxonomy places the organism in Eukaryota, Metazoa, Chordata, Aves, Charadriiformes, Scolopacidae. The transcript is spliced from 6 exons.